This is a messenger RNA of Closterium sp. Naga37s-1, 753 nucleotides long. The record is from the annotation of a GenBank genome assembly. Lineage: Eukaryota; Viridiplantae; Streptophyta; Zygnematophyceae; Desmidiales; Closteriaceae.
AUGUUUUGGGAUGACUCCUUCUAUCCCUUCCCCCUUGUCCUUCCCUCCUUUUCUCCAUGUCCUUCCCACCCUUUCCCCCUGUCAUUCUCUCCCUUUCCCCUUGUCCUUCCCUCCCUUUCAUCGUUUUCGUUCCUCCUGAUGUUUUAUCCACUCUCCCCCCUGUCCUUUCUUCCCUUUCCCCCUGUCUUUCCCUCCCCUUCUUCUCCCUCCCUCCUUUCCCCUCUCCCAACCCACUGCUUCCCCCUGCUCUCAUCCGUCCCCUUGCCCCCAUUCGUCUCUUUUCCCCCACUACCGUCGCUGCUUUUCCUGCUCAUUUCCCCCUUUCCUGAACCCUUCCUUUCCCUCUCUCACAUCCCUUCCCAUUCCCACUAUCCCGUCCCACCAUUCACCCUUCUCCCGGCCAUCCCUUUCCCUCCUCUCCUCCUUUCUCCUUACACCUGUCCUUUCCCCUCUCCCAACCAACCCACUGCUUCCCCUCUCCCAAUCCACAGCUCCCCCUCUCCCAACCCUCUGCUCAUUUCCCCUUUUCCUAAACCCUUCCUUUCCAUCUUUCCCAUCCCUUCCCUUUCCCACUAUCCCGUCCCACCAUUCACCCUUCCCCCGGCCAUCCCUUUCCCUCCUCUCCUGCCCCUCCCCAUUCCGCAUGUCCGUCCCUUCCCUUUCCACUAUGUCCCCUCAUCCAGCCCAGCCCAGAGCAGCAGCUUCGCUUGGCCACUGUCCCUUGCCCAUCAUACCUCAGUUCCCAUCCUGUAA